Messenger RNA from Arachis stenosperma, 1806 nucleotides. RefSeq names its product F-box/kelch-repeat protein At3g23880-like. Gene Ontology annotation, molecular function: protein binding. The coding region runs from base 91 to 1269 and encodes 392 amino acids. The transcript is spliced from 2 exons. The record is from RefSeq and is a predicted model, not a curated record. NCBI's taxonomy places the organism in Eukaryota, Viridiplantae, Streptophyta, Magnoliopsida, Fabales, Fabaceae.
UAUUCAGCACUCAGCACCGCCACCACUCCUUCUACCGCCGUGGCACCACACUUUCUGGUCUCUCUGCGUUGCUGUGCUUGGUCUCUGCCUAUGCGAGCUACUCAGUCAGACUCGGUCCCUCUCCACUCUCCUCCGAGAUUUGAGAAGAUGAAGCACGAGGCUGAGGCUGAAGCUAUGGUUCUCCCUGUCGAAUUGGUGGAGAAAAUCCUAGUAUGGUUGCCGGUAAAAUCCCUAAUUCGGUUCAGGUGCGUCUCUAAACAAUGGCUUUCUUUGAUUUCCGAUUCACGUUUUGCAAUAUUGCAUUAUGCUGCACCCACCAAUAAGAACACUAGGCUUUUGUACUUGUCGAGUGAGGUUCCCGAGGCUCGUUGUGUAGAUCUGGAAGCUUCGAUUCGCGGCGAUUACGCGCUUCAGCUUCCUCUAAGUUGUCGCCAUUUCAGCCUUAGUAUUCUAGGUUCAUGUAGGGGCUUCAUACUGUUGCGCAUUCAUGUACAUGGCGCUGCACUCCUUCUGUGGAACCCUGUAACGGGUUCUCACAGAUCAGUGCCGUACCCUGUUGCUGACCCUGAUGUUCCUUGUUGGAUGGGUUUUGGCUCGUCAAACAAUUUAUGGGGUGGUCUUGGCUAUGAUGAAUCUUGUGAUGAUUAUUUAGUAGUAGUAGGAUGGGGUGACGGACAUGAAUGGAGACCUCAUUGGGAAUAUUUUUCUAUUAGAACCAAUUCCUGGAAAGAAAUUGAGUGUGGCCAUCUUCCUCCCCAUUUGGUUACCAUUGAUUGUGCCGUGUUUUGUAACGGGAUCCUUUAUUGGUUGGCCGUUAAAAAUAUGGAAGUGAAUUUUGUGAUUGUUGCCUUCGACUUAGCCGGAAAGCAUCUAUCAAUGGUGUCAUUUCCAAAGUCAGGCGGUUCCCGUCGGCUGUUAAAGCUGUUUGCUGGAUGCCUUGGCAUAUCUUACUUGAACUUCACGGAAGACCAGAAGAUUGAGAUCUGGGUAAUGAAGGAGUUAUCUUGGACUAAGCUCAAUGUUGUGCUUCCUUAUGCUCAUGGAAUCUACCCAUUGUGUGCUCCUGGAAUCCACCCUUUGUGUUUCACUAAAGGUGAACUUGUUGGCACCAAAGACAAUGAGUUGGUCAAAGUCAGCGAUAAAGGUGUAUCGGUGGAGUCUCUAAGAAUUAGUUGUCGUGAUAAUGACUCGGAGAUGGUUAUGUUUACUGAGAGUUUACUGUCACUUCCGGACGAGUUUGGCGGCACUGGGGAAGAACAAGGAAAGUAGGGUGUUCACACAUGAGAUAUCAAAAGUUGUUUGCAGGCUCUGGUGUGCAUGUUUCAGCAAGUUACUGAAGUUAGGAGUAUCUUUGAUAAGAAAAAAACAUUUGAAUGUGCCACCAUGAAGAACCACGGCAGCAAAAGGAGAAGCGAGGAGGAGAAACGAGAGAGAAAAUCCAGAAGGUUUUGACGGAAGCCAUGAGUGAAAGGAGGGUCCUUUUCUUCUCCCUAGGGUUGGUAUUGGUGAUGGUGGUGUUGUGAUAAAUGUGGAAUUUUCAACACUCCGAAAGAAGCAUAGAGAUUUGUAAUGUUUGUGUUCGUGAGAUUCAUGUUUUUCCCAAAUCACAAGACGACAUCAGAACAGUGUCGUUUCAGUUGCGUCUGGUUUGUCACUCUCUUAUUGGUCCAUUUUCGUGGCAAGUAAUGACUCUAUUAUCCUAUUCAUCGAAGAAGCAAAAAUAGCAAAUAAAGUAUAUAAAAUAAAUAAAUAAAUGUAUAAGAUUCAACACAAUUCAAUUUCAAUCCAGCCUCCAAUUAAAAAAGC